AUCCACAUUUAUUACAAUCAUUAUUCUAUACUCUAUUGAUCUUCGCCAAAAACAGAGUAAACCCAAAAUGAGUAACCAACGGAAACAGAGAACCACCGCCAUCAUCUUCCUCUACAUCACCAUCUCCACCGUAUAUUUAAACUCCCGCGACGUAUCCGCCUUGGGAGUAAACUGGGGUACGAUGGCAACUCACCAGCUCCCUCCAAAGACGGUAGUACAGAUGUUGAAAGACAACAACGUUAAAAAAGUGAAGCUUUUCGAUGCCGACACAAACACCAUGGUAGCUCUUGCUGGCUCCGGCAUCGAAGUUAUGGUUGCAAUCCCUAACGAUCAGCUCAAAGCCAUGGGAAGCUAUAACAGAGCUAGAGAUUGGGUUCGAAGAAACAUCACUCGUUUCAACGACGACGUUAAAAUCAAAUACGUCGCCGUUGGGAAUGAGCCCUUUUUAACAGCUUACAAUGGAUCAUUCAUUAACCUAACGUAUCCAGCACUCUUCCACAUCCAAAAAGCAUUAAACGAAGCCGGAGUUGGAGAUUUCAUCAAAGCCACCGUACCUUUAAACGCGGACGUCUACAACUCUCCACCGGAGAAUCCAGUUCCUUCCGCAGGAAGUUUCCGUCAAGACAUCUUUGAAGAGAUGAAACUCAUAGUAAACUUUUUAGCUCAUAACAAAGCUCCCUUCACUGUCAACAUUUACCCUUUCCUAAGUCUUUACCUCAGCAGCGACUUCCCUUUCGACUACGCUUUCUUCAACGGCCAGAACACCGUUAGUGAUAAUGGCGUUAUCUACACAAACGUCUUUGAUGCUAAUUUCGAUACCCUCUUGGCUUCGCUUAGAGCAUUGGGUCAUGGAGACAUGACUGUUAUAGUCGGAGAAGUUGGUUGGCCAACGGAUGGUGACAAGAACGCUAAUAUCCCAAACGCAGAACGGUUCUACUCAGGUCUGCUUCCUAAGCUAGCAGGAAACAGAGGAACACCUAUGCGUCCCGGUUACAUCGAAGUUUAUCUCUUCGGGUUCAUCGAUGAAGAUGCAAAGAGUAUAGCUCCUGGUAACUUUGAACGUCACUGGGGGAUAUUCAAAUACGAUGGCCAACCGAAGUUUCCGGCGGAUUUGUCAGGGGAAGGUCAAAAGAAGAUGUUGAAUGGAGCUCAAAGUGUUCAGUAUUUGCAAAACCAGUGGUGUAUGUUAAACCCUAAUGCCCACACUUUUAGUAACAAUACUAACCAGCUUGGGGAUAAUGUAAACUACGCGUGUACCUUCUCUGACUGCACAGCUUUGGGGUAUGGUACAUCUUGUGGUAAUCUUGAUGAGGUCGGGAACGCUUCCUAUGCGUUCAACAUGUAUUUUCAGGUACAUGAUCAGAAGGCAGAGGCGUGUGACUUUGAGGGACUUGCCAUAAUCACUACCCAUAAUAUUUCUCGAGAACAAUGUAAUUUCCCGAUUCAAAUCGGAGAUCCAACAUCAGGACAUAGUGAUCAUAACCAUAGGUUUGGUUCGAUCAUUGGGGUCGGUCUGGUGAGUAUGUUGGUGCUCGUUAUGGCACUAUGAGCUUUCCGGUUUUGCUUCUAGUUCUUGGUUAGUUUUGGCAUUGUUUAUGCAUUUUUGUAUAUUGCUGGUUCUUGAGUCACCAUCAAAUAAAAAAAGAUUC
Molecule: messenger RNA, 1649 nt
Organism: Camelina sativa (false flax)
Lineage: Eukaryota; Viridiplantae; Streptophyta; Magnoliopsida; Brassicales; Brassicaceae
Product: glucan endo-1,3-beta-glucosidase 8-like
Biological process (GO): carbohydrate metabolic process
Molecular function (GO): hydrolase activity, hydrolyzing O-glycosyl compounds
Source: RefSeq, a predicted model, not a curated record